AGAGAGCCAACAUUCUCAAAGAGGUACAGAUCAUGCGCAAUCUAAAGCAUCCUGGCAUUGUGCAGCUAAUGGAGUUUAGUGAAAGCAGGGAUCACUACUUCUUGGUGCUGGAGCUUUUGGAAGGAGGCGAGCUCUUCCACCAGAUUGUCAAGUUGACGUACUUCAGCGAGUCAUUGGCAAGACACGUCAUUCUGCAAGUGGCACACGGCAUUAGGUAUCUGCACGAAGAGCGCGGAGUGGUGCACAGAGACAUCAAGCCGGAGAACCUGCUCUUCGAAUCGAUCAACAUCAUUCCCUCCAAACAGAACAAGGCCAGACCUUAUGACGAGGAAAAGGAAGACGAGGGCGAAUUCAUGCCUGGCAUUGGCGGCGGUGGCAUCGGUCGGGUGAAGAUUGCCGACUUUGGAUUGAGCAAGGUGGUGUGGGAGGAGAGCACCAUGACGCCUUGCGGCACCGUUGGUUACACCGCCCCAGAAAUUGUCAAAGACGAGCGUUACAGCAAGAGCGUCGACAUGUGGGCACUUGGCUGCGUGCUGUACACCUUGCUUUGCGGCUUUCCACCUUUCUACGACGAGUCGAUCAGCGUCCUGACAGAGAAGGUGGCAAAGGGCUACUACACAUUUCUCUCUCCCUGGUGGGACGACAUCAGCGAUUCGUCCAAGGAUCUGAUCACCCAUCUGCUCUGCGUGGACUCCAGCAAGCGCUACACCAUCGACGAAUUCUUGGCGCACCCCUGGUGCAACGUGCGAGAGACGUUGCCAGCCCUUAACAGUGCCGACAUUCAACUAGCGAAGGAAAGCGAAAUGCCUUUGGACUCGCCGCUGCUCACCAGCAUGAAGCAGCGCCGAGCGGCCAUGAUGUCGCCAGGCAUCAACCAGCUCAAGGAGGCCUUCGACGUGACGUACGCGGUGCACCGCAUGGAAGAGGAGGGUGCGAGGAAACGGGGAGGCGCAGGUCAGGCUCCGCUCAACGGUCUCAACGAAGAGGACGAAGACGACGAUGCGGAGCAGGUGAGAUCACACCAUGGCGAUGCCGCGGCGCAAGCAGUUGAGCAGAGACGCCGCCAGAAGGAGCAGGAACAGCGCGCUCGACAACAAGCGGAGCAAAAUAGCCAAAACAAGCAGCAACAACAAUCGCAGCAGCAAGCAGCGCAGCACUACCAAGGCCGGGGAGGUGCGGAUCGCAAAUUGGCGGAAGCGGCCUUGUAUGACGGCCGCGCUGGUACAAGAGAUCGAGGCUCUAACCGAAGGAAGAAUUUUGAACUCAACAUCGGCAAUGCGACCUUGCUGGGCAGGAGGAAUAAGGGCCCUCUUGGCGAACAGCCCAGCAUUCACGCUCAAAUGUUCGAAUCCAACCACCCGCACAACGCAGUGGACGGUGCGGGAAAGGCGGCUUUGGUGCCUGGCAGUCCCAUGCACAUCGAUCAAUGAUCCUGUCCUCGCGCGGGCAGCGAAUGAAAGCCCACUGCACACUUGCCAACCCCUUUCCACUCCGUGACUUUCCCGUUUCGCCACCAUCCUAAUGUAUCAAUCUCAACUCGCUCGGCCUCCAAAUGCCCCUUGUCAAGCCUCACGGUCUUGAACAAGCCAUGCACAACACACAUAUACGCGCGUCUCAAACAUUUGGACCAGCUCUCUCCAGUUUCUUCAUUUUGACAUUGCGACAUUGCGAGGACAUUGUUCACAUUGUGCGCCCACCCCCACUUCCACUCGACUCGACAUUCCAGCCGCGUUGUGAUCUGAUCUAAUAAAACGCGUGCUACUAGAACAUUUCGUUCGAGUGAAUAUUCGGUGUGUGGGCAAAGAGCGUUUCGCGCAAGAUACAAUGUACUGGCCAAUACAAUGUAAAUGCUAACACCAG
Messenger RNA from Ceraceosorus guamensis, 1860 nucleotides. Its product is annotated as Pkinase-domain-containing protein. Lineage: Eukaryota; Fungi; Basidiomycota; Exobasidiomycetes; Ceraceosorales; Ceraceosoraceae. Gene Ontology annotation, biological process: protein phosphorylation. The record is from RefSeq and is a predicted model, not a curated record. The coding region runs from base 33 to 1430 and encodes 465 amino acids. Gene Ontology annotation, molecular function: ATP binding; protein kinase activity. The transcript is spliced from 2 exons.